GUUUUUAACGGUGGAGUCAAUACGUCGCGUAGCCGCGUUUUCGAUUUGUUACUAUGAAUUGUUUUUUGAAACUAUUUAUCACGUGUUGUGUUUUUGUUGCCUUUUUUGAGUUCUUUGUCACGUGGGAUUCUUUACAGACAGUUCUUGACUCCGUGAAACCGGUCGCUAGAGUGACGAAAGCAGGCAAUGGGACGGGUCUGAAUAGUGUUGAGGUGACGGAUGCGGAUGGAGACAUACAGACGACUAACACUAAUGAGGUAAAACAACAAAAGACGAAUAUACAAGAAAACUCACAAAGUAAGCCAGGUCAGGCAAUAAAGGAUCCACAGAAAAUAUCUCAUAAAGCAAACGAGAGCCGUCCAGUUGGGCAAAAGAAACAAGGAGUUGUAGAUCGACAGCUGAACAAGACAUUCGAUAAGACGGACAAUGACACCACUGCACAUGUUGGACCAUCUAUUAUAAAACAACAAACGACGAGUAAACAAGAAACCUCAAAAAGUGAUAAAGAAUCAAUAAAGGAUUCACAGAACAUAACCAUUAAAGCAAACGAAAGUCAUUCAGUUGGGCAAAAGAUUGAAAAUAAUAAACCUGACAAGAAGCAAGGAGUUGCAGAUCGACAGCUGAACAAGACAUUCAAUAAGACGGGCAAUGACAGCACUGCACAUGUUGAAUCAUUUAAUAUAAAACAACAAACUACGAGUAAACAAGAAAACUCAAAAAAUAAGCCAGGUGAUGCAAUAAAGACUCCCAAGGACAUAAGCUCUAAAGCAAAUGAGAGUCAUUCUGUUGGACAAAAGAUUGAAAAUGGUAAACCUGACAAACAAAUUGUCGGAAACAACGACAAGCACAAUACACAAUCCCAGCCGGGAAGUGACAAAAAUAAUAAAAUAGACGCACCGGCCAAAAAAACACGAAGAUAUCUGUUUCCGUUACAUUGGGAUUACAACGGGCCCAAUGUACAAUAUGGUUCUUUCGCUAAAGGAGUCGCAUUUGCUCUGGCAUAUGGACGCACUGUGGUCGAAAACUGGUUUGGAACUCACUGGACAUCUGGCGCAAAGAGUAUACGGUUUCUCAACGAGACAUUCGACAUGCAGACACUCGGUGAAAUAGUUGAUGUAGCAUUAGUCGACGAAUUUAGAAAAGACUGUAACAGUACUGUUGAGAGGUUACUAAUGCAUCCCUAUUACAGAAUGGGUAGUGUCAAAACAAAACCAGAAUACCUCGAGCGCUUUAAAUUUAAACGUGAUGGACUAGAAAAACGGUAUGGAAUCAAGUUACCAGAUUCCUCCCAUAUUCCGGAAAACAGCCAACAGGCGGAAGAGCUGCUGUUGAAUCCGCCUGAUACAAAAUGUCUUGGAGUAUUAGAUCCGGGUAUAGACACGAGGUGGGAAUUCCCUGCUCUUACAAAACAGUAUUACAAAGUGCAUUCUCAUCUCAGGGCACCGAAGUAUAUAAUGAAAAUGGCCGAUGAUGUGGCUGGUAAACUCUGUGACGGUGAUCCUUUCAUGGCAUUGCAUUGGAGGAACAGAUCAGGAGAGGCAUGUGGUCGAAAUAACAAACCAUGUGGGAUCAUGGAUCGUAUACAUAAUAUCACUCGCACUGCUGAAGUUGCUGCCAAAGAUAUAUUUAAAUUGAUGAAAGAUCGUAGUAUUUCGUGUUUAUACGUUGCUGUGCCUUCUUUUUCAGUGGUAAGCGUCGUAAUUGCUUGA
This is a messenger RNA of Saccoglossus kowalevskii, 1709 nucleotides long. RefSeq lists its product as uncharacterized. Gene Ontology annotation, molecular function: peptide-O-fucosyltransferase activity. NCBI's taxonomy places the organism in Eukaryota, Metazoa, Hemichordata, Enteropneusta, Harrimaniidae. The record is from RefSeq and is a predicted model, not a curated record. Gene Ontology annotation, biological process: protein O-linked glycosylation via fucose.